AACCAAACCCCAAGAAUUAUGAGUCUAUUAUCAAUAAUCAAGAUAUAAUUAUUUAGAUAAAAACUUCCAUAUAAUUUGAAACGGAUACGCUAUCAGACAAAAAUCUCGUCUUUGUGCUAUUUGCUUUCACUUGAGAAGUGAUCACAAUGUCGGGGUAUCGAAGAAGACCCCCAAUUCCUACAGAUAGCUUUCGUGACCAAAGUAUUCCCAAACCAAUCGGCGGAUUAAAAGCUGCAUUUGAAAGGCGAACUCCCACAAUAAUAGGACCAGAAAUUUCCAUACAAAGUAAUAAUCACAGUAAUGGCAAUAGUGAGCAGCAUUAUAAAAUUGAAGAGCAGCUACAACCCUCGACUUCUGAAGGUUUUAGAAAUGAUUCUUAUGAACUGUCUGAGGAUAAUGGCACUCAAUAUUCAACAAGGAUUCAUUCAAUUCAUAGACUGAAAACUCUGGACCAACCUGGUAGUAAAUUGAAGCAACUUUAUGAAGCUAGAACUGGCGGAGCAGCUAGAACUAGCACUCAUCAAAACAACCAAUCAGGCUUAAUGUUGGAAAGACAUGCAGAUUUAAUUGUUUCCAAAAUGGAACAGGAUGAAGCUCUAAUGGAAGACUCUCCGACCUCUGAACAACUCAGAAGAAUUGCUCUAAGAGACAUGCCCCAAAGUCUUACCAUCAAGAGAAGUGUGAAAGUGAAAUUAUCCAUUUCUGUUAGCCAAAAAUCAAAGAGAAAACCAUUGGGUUGUUACAAAAUGUUGAAAUAUCGCUGGGGCAUGGGUUUUGAAAAGUUUAAAUCAAAUAUCAAAGAUUUAAUGCAUUCCUUUGAGCUUUGGUAUGGAUUGCUGAAACGAAUUGAAGGAAACUUUGGAACCGGGGUGGCCUCAUUUUUUAAAAUAUUAAGAGUGUUGUUUUUGGUGAAUUUUGUAAUUGCUCUUAUUUCUUUGACAUUCAUUGUAGCCCCAAAAGUAUUUACUGGAGUGAGCAACCCUGAAAAAUUCACCUGGUCCAAUUUGGAAGAUGUAUUUACUGGUCAGGGAUACUUGCGCAAUACAAUUCUGUAUUAUGGUUUUUACACAAACGAAAGAAUACCCACGUUUUCAACAUUGACCUACAGCAUGAGCCAUGCAUAUUUUUUUACUAUGGCGGUGAUUUAUUUGAUUUCAUUUGUCUUUUUUGGUGUUAGCGCGGCAAAAGCGUAUAGGAGAAGUUUUAUUGAAACCGAAGGAGGUUUAAAAAACGUUUACGCAAAUAAAAUUUUCUGCGGUUGGGAUUACAAUAUUGCGACGGCUGAUGCAGCAAAAUUGAAAUCGCGGGCAAUUUUUAACGAAUUACGGGAACUCUUGUCCGAGUUUGCUUUCACUAGGAACAAGGAAUCUUGCUACUCAAGGUUCUUAACGCGAACCACUCAAUUUUUUUCGCAUAUUUUGGUAAUUGGAUUGUUAGGCGCAUUCGGAUAUUUCACUUGGAUGUUGCUAGAAAAGGUAUCUGAUGAUGAAAAACAGCUCAUUGUUAUCAUUAUCCCGAUUUUUGUGAAUCUUGUAAUGACGUUCUUGCCUAUGGUCUUUAGCGUGAUUGUAAGAUAUGAAGGUUACAAAAGCCCCAAGAUAAUGUUAAAUUUAACAUUAACUAGAACGUUUAUAUUAGCUGCAGUAAUGGUUGGCGUAUUAGUCAGCUUUUGGCUUCAAAAACCUUUAAAUGAAUGUUGGGAGACCUCCCUGGGUGAAGAGAUUUAUAGAAUAAUUAUAUUUGAUUUCAUUGUGUCUGUAGUAUGCGCCGCCCUUUUUGACAUCUUGUUAUUUGGAAUAUAUAAAUUAACUCGCUCGCAUUAUUUAGAAUUUGACAUAGCCAGAAACACUAUGCAGAUAAUCUACAACCAAACUCUUUUCUGGGUGGGACUUUUAUUCUCACCAUUGUUGCCCGUUGUGGUAGUGAUAAAAUUGUUCUUGACUUGGUAUAUUAGAGUGUCGGUUGUGUUGUUCUUGUGCAAAGCUUCCUCGAAGUCGUGGAGGGCCGCACAGACCUCGACUUGGUUCCUCGUUAUGACGUUUUUGAGUUUGCUAUUCGUCGGAUCCUUAAUUGGAUUUAUAAUAUCGUCGAUUAAAGUUUCACCAAACUGCGGCCCAUUUACCAACUACCAGUAUAUGUACGAAAUUGUUACAUUGGGCGUUCUCAAACUGAAGGAAAAUAGUACCAUUUGGAAUAUUAUUUUGUAUUUUACCAAACCUGGCGUUAUUGCGUUGAUUCUUAUUGGACUAUGCUCCAAAGUGUACUAUGUGAGGGCCAAAGCUCAAGCCCAGAAAGAAAUCGUCGCCCAAUGUAGGAACAUGCUAAUUUGGUCUGCAAAAGAUAAAGAGUUUUGGAUUAACCGCAUUUCUUUGCUCACAAAUGGUCAGUGGCAAUACAAAUUAAAUCAAGCUGAAGCGGUUGAUCCUCAAUUGAGGAGACCAGAUCUUAAAAAAAAAACAGGUACAGCUGCGGAUGAUUUGCACGGAAUUUAACGCGCUGACAAAUUUAAGAAGUAAGCCAAACUUGCCUUGUGUCAAUUGUAACUAACAGUAUUUUAUGAAGUGUUCACUGACUUUCCGUAGGGACAUCGCAGCGUUUGUUGCCUCGAUCUGGCAUUCAAAACGGCUGUGUUAUAUUU
Cylas formicarius (sweet potato weevil) is the source of this 2638-nucleotide messenger RNA. Its product is annotated as transmembrane channel-like protein 7. Gene Ontology annotation, cellular component: plasma membrane. Lineage: Eukaryota; Metazoa; Arthropoda; Insecta; Coleoptera; Brentidae. The transcript has 16 exons. The coding region runs from base 147 to 2492 and encodes 781 amino acids. Gene Ontology annotation, molecular function: mechanosensitive monoatomic ion channel activity. The record is from RefSeq and is a predicted model, not a curated record.